UCAACUGGAGGCAGAGCUGGCGACGCUGUCAAGUAUGGCAGACCAUGUCAACCAGAAGAUGGGGAUCCUACAGCAGGAUACGGCGCCGGGGGGCGGCGACCCUGCGUCCUGCGACUCGGGGGGCGUGGACCUGGACAACCUGUUCUCGUUCCUCACGGACAUCCCCACAGAGAAGACCUUCUUCGAGGACCUUGGGCAGGAGAUGUCCUGUCUCGCGGACAACGUGCAGGAGGAGCUGGACGCGCUGACCCGCGACAACCGCUCGAAGGCCCCACGGGAUGGGACCCUUCGGGCCACGAGUCCUGGGCCUGGGAUGACCCGGGCCCCGAGUCCUGGGCCUCCCCCACCCCCUCUCACCAACGGGGCCCUGCCCUCUCCCCCUCCUGCCCCCAGCGAGGGCCCACUUUCUUUCCCUCUUCCCCCGCCGCUGGACGAGGAACUGAGGCUCAAACUUCCUGACGAAGACCUACCGCCACCGCCCCCUGAGCCUCAGGAGGAGCGGCCUAAGGAGCCCAUCUACGAGACCAUCCCUGCGGGCCUCCCGGGGAGGCCACAGCAAGAGGCCAGCAAGAGGCCCCAGCACACCUACGUGUCCGGCCCUCCUCCCCAGGGUCCUCCACCGGCACCGCCCCUGGAAAACGCCCCCCACACCCGCGCCCUCCCUCCUCCUGCUGGGGACCUGCGCUCCUGUCUCCCACAUCCCCCCAGUGCCGGGGAGGCCAGAUCUCCCCCACCCCAACCUCCCCAGGUGGGGGACCGUGGAGGGGAGUUGCGGUCCCCGCAGCCUGAGGACGAGGCGGGCCGUCGGUCUCGCCGUUCCUCAGCGCCGCGCAAAGCUUCGUCGCGGUCAUCGUCGGCCCACACGAGUCCAGCCCGCACGUCGCACCCCGGCACCCCCACGAGCCCCAACAACAAGGUGGUUGCCCGCGUGGACGGCACGGCGACGCUGGAGCGCAAGGAGCGCCGUAAGCAGCGCGUGGAGCGCAAGCUGCACGAGCUGGAGGAGCUCGAGGAGACCAAGGACGCCUCCGACGCCUGGGAGCUCAUCGACUUCGCUGAGAAAUACUUCAACAACCACGAACGUUCUCCUGAAGGCACCAUCAUGUCGACGCUGGCUCGUAAGCGAUCCUCGUCCUCCUCGUCCAUCGAGUUCCUGCCGAAGCAGCAACUCGUCACCUACAGCCGCAGCUCCGUCAUCCCUACAUCACACAUCCAUCUCUACGACCCUGAGAACAUCACCAUCGCCUGCACCAUCUUCAGGGUGAGUGAGAACAUCACCAUCGCCUGCACCAUCUUCAGGGUGAGUGAGAACAUCACCAUCGCCUGCACCAUCUUCAGGGUGAGUGAGAACAUCACCAUCGCCNAUAUAUUGUUAUUAUAUACUAAAACACUUCACCUCGAUAUAUGUGCAGUAUUUCCUCAAUAAUUACCCUUAUGUAUUCUAUAUAUUUAUUUCGUAAGUUUCCUACACAAGAACCUUGGUCUGGAGGGCAAGCUGUGCCAGUACGUGCAGUGGUGCCUCGAGAACUGCAAGAACACUAAAGUGACCUGCAGACGACGACCCCCCUCGUCUGUUGAGAUCGCUGCCAUGAAGAAACUUGGUACCAUCGUCUGCAGAUUUUUCUUCCUGGACGGCCGUACGAAGGCAAUAGACGUGCACCCGCGCGACACGGCGAGCGAUGCGCUGCAGAAACUGGCGGACCGCCUGGGCCUGACCAGCGUGGACGGCUGGGCCAUAUACCAGAGUAGCGCGUGUAAAGAGAAGCAUGUUAAGACACACGAGUAUCUUUACGACAUCAUCUCGUCCUGGGAGACGAACAACAACAAGAACAGCGCAAACAACAACAGCCAAGCGGCGAGUGCGGGCGAGAACAGAUUUGUCUUCCGCAAGAGAUUGUUCCGCAACCCGCGCGAGAUACCCAGCGAUCCUGUGCAUGUGAACCUGUUGUACAGCCAGGCCGUGUACUGCGUCGUCAGGAGCGACGAGUUCCCCAUCAACGAGAAGGUAGCCCUGCAGCUAGCAGGACUACAGGCGCAGGUAGCUCUAGGAGACCCUCAGGACGGCAAGGAGCAGUUCUACACAGAACUCUCCGCUUAUCUUCCUGCUAGGAUAGCAGACGUGCGCACCACGGAGGAAUGGGUACCGCUGUUGGCCGAGGCGCACCGUCAGUACGGUACAGGCAAGAGUGAGAUCGUGGCCAAGGUUUGGUACUUGACUUGCGUGAUGCAGUUCCCUCUGUAUGGUACUACCCUCUUCCCUGUGGCAUAUAGAGGCUACUGGAACUAUGGCAACUCUCUUAUCCUCGGCAUCAACUGUGAUGGCAUCGCCAUGAUCAAACCUGAUGACAAGUUUAUCCUAUACGAGUAUCGGUACUCUGAUAUCGAGUCUAUCUUCCUACAUCCCAGCGACGACUUCAUAACGAUCAGUUUGCUACGCACGCUGCCUGACGCGCACAAAUGUUUUGUGUUCGAGACGAAGGAGAAAGAAGAGAUCGGCUACCUUAUUGCCAGCUACUCGCCUCUACUGGCCGCCUGGAUCAAGGAUAUUGACUCCAGUAAAAAGGUUAAGCAGGUGACCGCAGACGACCGCAUGCGUCUGGCCCACAGUCUGCUACACGCGCGUCGCCUGCUGGUGGACAACAACCUGCUGCUUAAACCUGCUGAGAUAACCGGCAACAUCAUCGUGUCUACACUGCGCAGACUGAACAAGAACAAAGGCGACAAGCCGCGCCCCGAGUACGGUGACCAGAGUGAGAGCUACAAAGGCUUCCACCAGAGCUACUGGAGCUUCUCUAAGACACCACUCACUCAACCACUCACUAGAGUGACUGACUUAGAGUGUCAGGAGCAAGUGCUGCACAUCUCAUUAGCCAUACUCACCUACGCGGGACUCAACGCUAAUGCAGAAGGUCAGACCGCUGACGAACAUCAGCUGGGUCUAGUCCAGGGUCUGCUAGAGCAAAGCAUGAAGACCGACUCGCUGCUCAACGAGACCUACAUGCAGCUCAUCAAACAGACCACAGACCAUCCCGACCGCAACUCGCGCGUAAACCUGCGUCAGUGGGCGCUACUUACGCUGUACUGCUCCGUGAUCCCCCCCACGGACAAGUUAAUAAGGAAGUACUUACGCGCGCACCUGCAACGCUGUGGUAUGGACUCGGUGUCUGAGGAGGGCAAAUACGCACGAUACGCUGAGAAAUGCCUGAACAAGGCCCUGAACAACAGACGGCGCCAGUGGCCGCCCUCCAAGCAGGAGAUCCUGUGCACCAUCAACAGACGUCCCAUCUACGCGCGCUUCCACUUCAUGGACGGACAGUUCCACUCACUUGAGUUUGAUGCUUCCGCUACUGCCAGGGAGGUCGUCGAGCUCAUCAAGAGGAAGAUAGGCCUGCCUGAGACCAUCAAAGGAUACGCUGUGUACGAGAUGCUAGGCAGCACAGAGCGCUGCGUGGGCACCGAGGAGGUCUUGGCCGAUGUGAUGUCCCGCUGGGAGCGAUACCGGCAGGCUACACAGCAGAACGCAUCACAUCAUCACAUCUUCUUGUUUAAGAAACACCUGCUGUUCGAGUCAUGGCUGCAGCUGGACGAGCCUGUAGAGAAAGAGCUCAUCUACUUCCAGGUGCUCUACACCCUCAGGGCCGACAAGUUCCCUGUCACCCAGAUGGAGGCCGUGAUGCUGUGUGCCCUGAGGGCACAAAUAGAACUAGGCAACUACACGGGCGUGGGUACGGACUACGGGGAGGUUAUAGGUCAUACCCUCUCGCCCCGUCUCCUGUCGGUGGUGACCCACGAGGCAGUGUCAAUGCACCAUCAGUCUUUGUUCAACAUGGACCCUUUGGAGGCGAAACAAGCGUUCCUGAACCUUAUCAAAUCCUGGCCUUUAUAUCGCGCUACAAUCUUCGACGUGACGCAAAGUUUUACGUCGAACUGGUCCAAAGUUUUGUGGCUUGCGGUGGAUGAGGCCGGCGUUCACCUACUGGAACAUCGGUCUCGUAAUGUGCUCUGUAUAUACGAGUAUGACUACAUCCUUAACUACUCUGCCUCCAUCACAUCGCUCAUGAUCAUCACAGGAUCCACCAGCAAACAGAGCAAGAUUAUCCUCAACACUACGCAGCCAUAA
Molecule: messenger RNA, 4120 nt
Organism: Hyalella azteca
Lineage: Eukaryota; Metazoa; Arthropoda; Malacostraca; Amphipoda; Hyalellidae
Exons: 21
Biological process (GO): signal transduction
Cellular component (GO): cytoskeleton
Source: RefSeq, a predicted model, not a curated record